Molecule: messenger RNA, 931 nt
Organism: Cebus imitator (Panamanian white-faced capuchin)
Lineage: Eukaryota; Metazoa; Chordata; Mammalia; Primates; Cebidae
Gene: TMEM223
Product: transmembrane protein 223
Exons: 2
Coding region: 29-634 (201 amino acids)
Biological process (GO): nervous system development
Cellular component (GO): mitochondrion
Source: RefSeq, a predicted model, not a curated record
GAAGUCCCGCCCCGGAAGUUGGAUAGUCAUGGCGGCACUUAGGAGGCGGUGGCUCACGGGGCUGCUAGCGGCGUUGCGGACACUGCCCACGCGCCGGCUCCUGCAAGUCGCGACCUUGCAACGGGAUGUGCUGCUCUUUGAGCACGAACGGGGCCGCUUCUUUACCAUCCUUGGGCUGUUCUGCGCGGGCCAGGGCGUCUUCUGGGCCUCCCUGGCUGUGGCAACCGUGUCCCGGCCCCAUGUCUCGGUGCAGCCUCAGGAUGAGGAGGUCCCAAACCAUGGCCGCGACCUGCGCUCUGCGCUUUGGCGCUACGGUCUGGCAGUCGGCUGCGGCACCAUCGGAGCCCUGGUACUUGGUGCUGGUCUUCUCUUCUCUCUCCGGUCUGUGCGCUCAGUGGUGCUUCGAGCUGGAGGGCAGCAGGUGACCCUCACCACUCAUGCCCCCUUUGGCUUGUGGGCCAAUUUCACAGUUCCUUUGAACCAGGUAUCCUGCAUGGCCCACCGGGAUGAAGUUCCUGCCAUGCUACCUCUGAAAGUCAAAGGCCGGCGCUUCUAUUUCCUCUUGGACAAAGCUGGACGCUUCCCUAACACAAAGCUCUUUGACAAUACUGUGGGUGCCUACCGGAGCCUGUGAAGAAACAACCUCGAUUCACUCACCUCUCCAAGAGAGGCAAAAAAACGGAACCUUGGAGAGCCAGGUGUGUUCACACCUAUUGUAAUCGUAGUACUUUGGGAGGCUGAGGCAGGAGGACUGCUUGAGCCCAGGUUGAGAACAGCCUGGGCAACAUAGCAAGACCUUGUCUCUAUUUCCAAAAAAAAAAAAAAAAAGACAACCUUAGAGAUGGAGUAACAACCAGGGUCUCGCAAGGAGGGCCCAAGAUUCAUUAACAAAUAAAGGAGCAGUCAUCCCUAGGGCAGCUGCUGGACAGUA